Phyllopteryx taeniolatus (common seadragon) is the source of this 1324-nucleotide messenger RNA. It is a transcript of the gene szrd1, whose product is annotated as SUZ RNA binding domain containing 1. The transcript is spliced from 4 exons. The record is from RefSeq and is a predicted model, not a curated record. The coding region runs from base 109 to 597 and encodes 162 amino acids. NCBI's taxonomy places the organism in Eukaryota, Metazoa, Chordata, Actinopteri, Syngnathiformes, Syngnathidae.
CGAACAGCGGGGGAAGCCGCUCGAGUGACGUGACUGUGGGCAAAGAGAGGCGGGCCCGGCGGUGCAGCGGCCGCCGAGCAGCGUGUCUACCCUCCAGCAACAUGAAACAUGGAUGAGGAGGUCGCGGAAAGUUGGGAGGAAGCGGCUGACAACGGGGAAAUGGAAAAGUGCUUAGAGGAGAAGCUACGAAUCAGCCAGAGAGAAAAAGACUCGAGUAACCACCAUUGUUCUUCUCGCUCGCCACUGAAGACGGCCAUGGUCAUCCAGGACGACUCUCUACCGGCAGCGCCGCCGCCGCCUCAGAUUCGCAUCCUGAAGCGGCCCGCCAACAACGGGUUGUUGGGGUCCCCCCUGAACCAGAACAGGCCCACGCCACAGGUCAAGUCCCUGGCGCAGCGCGAGGCCGAGUACGCCGAAGCCCGGAAGAGAAUUUUGGGGAGCGCCUGUCCGGAGGAGACGGCCCAGGAUAAGAACGGCGCAGACAGGACCGGUCGCAUCAAUUCUACGUUGCCUUCAGAGGACACCAGAUCAAACAAUCACGCAGUCCGACAGCCAACCAGCCCGGACGGCACCCAAGGGUUCCGACAGCACAGAUAAAUUGGACCUAAAAACUCUCGAGGGAGCUCGUUCCCAGGGGGGAGAGCGGACAAACAACACUACAUCGCUCCAAACCUUCUUCCUACUGGAGUAGGACGUCUCCUUCUCUACAGGAAGAAGAAACUUCCCCAAAGCCCUCCCCGCUUUCCGUCUUGACACUGUGACUGUGAACGCCUGGACUCACUGUGAUGAUCCCUUUAAAGGAACGCCCUCACUCCUCCGCCUCUCCAAGCAAAGACUAGCAAAGAGGCGGCGAAGUGAGGGCCAUCCCCCAGCAAUAAUAGUCAAGACGUCACUUUAUAGUUGUGCUUUUUUUUUAUCUUUCACGUUGGCUUAUCAACUUGCCCCCCCCCCCCAUUUCUGGACUAUUACGAAGGAGUCUCUGCUUGGUCAUUUUCACAUAAACCCAAUGCUUAGAGGACUUGCAGCACAGCCCUUGUAAUACAUCAAUUGUGAAAUUUAGCCAGUUUUCUUUGGGGGGCGGGGGGGUGCAAAAUGGACCAUCUCCUGGUGUUGCAAUGUAGCUUUAUCAGCGCGCCCCUUACGACCACGUUGCCAUGUAUUUUGAACCAUUUUUGUCUCUGCUUCGUUUCUUGUUGCCAGCCUUGCUCCUCGGACUAUUGGGCCCCCCCCCCCCCCAAAAAAGUACAUGCCUCGAGUAAAACGAGGACUUGACAUUCACUUUUUACGUAGCUUUUCUUUUUAAAUAAAGAAAUGGCAGAAGCAA